AUGUCCUUUUUCCCGCGGUUGGAUCUGCCCGUGCGCAGUACAUGCUACCACGGCGGACGGACACACGAGAACGGGUAUGGCUACGUCGAUGACAGUGUGGUUGACCGGCUGCUGGAGGAGGAGGAAGUUCGCUUGAAUCAAUACUUUGAAACGUUGAGGUACACGUCGGCGCCGCAGCCGUUGGGGUGGAAGUAUCGUUCUUCCGUGCUCAAUGAUGGUUCCACGACGUGUUAUGGACAAGCCGCUCGAGGCAGUGUUACGCAAUCCAACGAAGCAUAUGCAGACGUAGUGAACGAAGACGAGGAAGAAGAGGAGGAGCUCAUAGAAACCCAGGACGAUGAGCUGGUUUUGGACGACGACGACGACGACGAGUUGGAUGAAGACAUGGAAAUGGACGAAGAUGAAACCGAUCAUCUGCAUCCGACACCAACACCAGUCGACCAACGGCGUGGAUCUCCCCAUGGUGGUGGCGGCGGCGGCGUCGAAGCUGGGGGGCAUGUGCACGGACCCAUCCAAACUGUGAACCUCACCAGUUUCCUCGAAUCGCCCAUUGAUGCCGCGUUCGUUCGUCCCCCGCAACGCUUCUCCGUAGGCAGCUACGACAAUGGCGGCGGAUCUUCUGCUCGCCAGCGUCGCCGCUUUAGUCUUCCGCGCACGGACCGUCCGACGACAUUUAGCGACUCGCGGCGGAGCAGUAUCAUGUCCACAGGAAGUUCAGUUGAGUACAACCGGCAAACCCCUACGCGACGAUUCAGCUUCUCUAGCCCCAGCAUCAUUGGCACACCCAGCACCCCUGCUAACGACACUACCGACGACAGCACUGUGCCGCCCCAGCCCCCGUCCGACGUGUCGAACCCUUUGGCAUGGGACUUUUUGAGUUUGCGAUGACGUUAGCCACCCAUCCCUUGUAAACGCAGCAGCCCUGCAUAGCCAGUGAAAUAUAUCGUUUAGUUAGUUGGCUUAUUGCUUAACACGGGGAAUAUCUUCGCCUCGUGACCACUGGAAUUACUGCUUUGACAUCAUGGAGACAUCUUGGAGAGAUAGAAAUUGAAGGAC
Molecule: messenger RNA, 1056 nt
Organism: Aphanomyces astaci
Lineage: Eukaryota; Oomycota; Saprolegniomycetes; Saprolegniales; Verrucalvaceae
Exons: 1
Coding region: 1-888 (295 amino acids)
Source: RefSeq, a predicted model, not a curated record